CGGCGGUCAGACAGGCGGCAAAAUAGAGAGUGACGGCCACCCAGCGGCCGGGACAGCGGUUAGCUGUACUUUCAUGUAGUAACCGGUUAGUUAUGUGAACCGCGACUCGAUAUACGACCGUAAAUAUGCCUGCGUUGGUUCAAAACUGCGCCACUGGCUGAGACUUCUCUGAGUGUAAGUAAACUAACCAGAUAUACCGCCCUCCCUGCUUUUCUCCGGUCGCGUUCAGUUCCUCACCUCCAGUAUCUGGUGUCUUAAUGGCGGACGCAAAGGAACCAGCCCCGGCAAGCGUGGAGGAGGAGGAGACGGACCGUAUAAACGACGCAGAGCUGGCUCUGAAAGGAAUCAAUAUGCUACUCAACAAUGGGUUCAAAGAGAGCGACGAGCUCUUCAGAACAUACAGGAACCACAGCCCUUUGAUGAGUUUCGGGGCGAGUUUUGUGAGUUUUCUGAAUGCAAUGAUGACAUUUGAAGAGGAGAAAAUGCAAAUGGCUUUUGAGGACCUCAAGGCUACAGAGAGACUCUGUGAGAGUGAAAACACUGGUGUCAUUGAGACCAUUAAAAACAAGAUCAAGCGCAGUAUGGACUCUCAGAGGUCAGGGGUGGCUGCAGUGGACCGACUCCAGAGGCAGAUCAUCAUUGCAGACUGCCAGGUUUACCUGGCGGUUCUAUCUUUUAUCAAACAAGAGCUGUCAUCAUAUAUCAAAGGAGGCUGGAUCCUCCGUAAAGCUUGGAAGAUGUACAACAAAUGUUACAACGACAUCACACGUCUACAAGAGGCCAACAAAAGGAGGGGCUCGGAACAGGAAGCAACGCCAUCUCCAUCCUCCGGCUCUGCCCUGACCCACCACAGUCACUCCUCUUUGCCCAGGCCAAGUCCAUCACAGAGACUGGAUUGCAUCAGCCCUGAGGCUCUGGAUCGGCUGCAGGGUUCAGUCAGUUUUGGUUAUGGUCUCUUCCACCUCUGUAUAUCGAUGGUGCCACCGCACCUACUGAAGAUUGUCAAUCUGCUGGGCUUUCCUGGAGACCGCCACCAGGGCCUGUCAGCUCUCACUUACGCCAGUGAAAGUAAGGACAUGAAGGCCCCUUUAGCUACCUUGGCCCUGUUAUGGUACCACACAGUAGUGCAACCCUUCUUUGCUCUGGAUGGCACAGACACACAGUCAGGCCUAAUGGAAGCCAAAUCCAUUCUUAAACAAAGAGAGGCUAUCUAUCCCAACUCCUCUCUCUUCAUAUUUUUCAAAGGCAGAGUUCAACGCCUUGAGUGCGAGAUCAGUAGUGCCUUGACAUCCUUCAGUAGUGCCUUAGAUCUGGCCUCUGACCAAAGGGAGAUUCAGCACGUCUGUUUAUAUGAAAUAGGCUGGUGCAGCAUGAUCGAACUGAACUACAGCGAAGCCUAUAGAGCGUUUGACAGAUUGGCGACCGAAUCUCGCUGGUCCCAGUGCUAUUACGCCUAUUUAACUGGAGUGUGCCAAGGAGCCACAGGUGAUCUGGAGGGAGCUGUUGCCGUUUUCAAGGAUGUUCAAAGACUUUUCAAACGCAAGAAUAAUCAGAUAGAGCUGUUUUCCACGAAGAGGGCUGAGAAGCUAAGGAGCUCCAGUUUAUUCAAAGAACUCUGCAUCCUGUCAGUGAUUGAGAUUCUGUAUCUGUGGAAAGCUCUGCCCAAUUGCUCCAAUGCCAAGCUGCAGACAAUGAUACAAGUGUUGCAGGGGAUUGAUGACGCCUCGUGUGAAGGUCUGAAAAACCUGCUUCUUGGUGCCAUAAGCAAAUGUCUCAAUAAUACCAAAGAUGCCAUUCAGUAUUUCCAUCUGGCUGCAAGGGAUGAGGUGGGCCGUCUGAGCAACUCUUAUGUGCAGCCUUACUCCUGCUAUGAACUGGCCUGUGUGCUGCUGAACUCCCCAGAGUCUGCAGGGAAGGGCAGAAUGCUAAUGCUUCAGGCCAAGGAGGACUACGCUGGCUAUGACUUUGAGAACAGACUCCAUGUUCGUAUUCAUUCAGCUCUCGCCUCUAUGAAAGCCUCUGCCCAGCCUUGAAGUUUAAUCUGUUACAAAUGUCUUUGAAAACACCAAAAUAUAAUUAUGGACACUUUGACUUUAAAAUAGUUUGUUUAUACUUUUACAUUCUGAGCCAAUGCAUUGUUUAGAAUGCAAACAUAAAUGUUUCAUGAAAAACAAACAAACAAACAAAAAAAAAAAAACAGG
Messenger RNA from Archocentrus centrarchus (flier cichlid), 2201 nucleotides. RefSeq names its product tetratricopeptide repeat protein 39C-like. Gene Ontology annotation, molecular function: protein binding. The coding region runs from base 258 to 2033 and encodes 591 amino acids. The record is from RefSeq and is a predicted model, not a curated record. NCBI's taxonomy places the organism in Eukaryota, Metazoa, Chordata, Actinopteri, Cichliformes, Cichlidae. The transcript is spliced from 14 exons. Gene Ontology annotation, biological process: otolith morphogenesis; cilium assembly.